Emericellopsis atlantica is the source of this 1752-nucleotide messenger RNA. RefSeq names its product guanine nucleotide binding protein, alpha subunit. The coding region runs from base 161 to 1417 and encodes 418 amino acids. Gene Ontology annotation, molecular function: GTPase activity; G protein-coupled receptor binding; G-protein beta/gamma-subunit complex binding. NCBI's taxonomy places the organism in Eukaryota, Fungi, Ascomycota, Sordariomycetes, Hypocreales, Bionectriaceae. The transcript is spliced from 4 exons. The record is from RefSeq and is a predicted model, not a curated record. Gene Ontology annotation, biological process: adenylate cyclase-modulating G protein-coupled receptor signaling pathway. Gene Ontology annotation, cellular component: heterotrimeric G-protein complex.
ACGUGUCAUUGCGGCUUUGUUUGUGAUAAUCAAUUAUGUUCAUUUCAAAGGAGGGGCUGCUCUAGCAAUCGAUACAGGACUUGCGUUGGCUUCUCGCUACGGACUGUGACUAAUCUCCCCAUAUUAUGUUCCCAGCCAAUCCCAAUCCUGGUAGGACUGAAUGUGUGGCCAUAUGGCAACAUCAGCGGUUCGCGCCCUGCCUCGUCCAUCAUCGUGUGCCAUAAUCAAGGUUUCUUCCCACAACUUGCACUUGAUCGAGCAAACAACAAAUAUCUUUGCCAUCUUAUUUCUGACUUCUCUUUCUAGUCCGCCAAUGCCCUCCAGGAAGAAAAGGUGCCAGCCGGCGGACCAGCGACUUGCCACGCAACGCGAUGAAGAGAUCACGCGACGCCUCGAUGCAGACAGAAAUAGUGCGCGGCGAGUAGCAAAAAUUGCACUCUUUGGCCCGCCAGGCUGUGGAAAGUCGACCUUCCUCAAGAUGGCGCGUUUAGCGCGUUCCCAAGACGCGUUCAGCGACGAAUAUCGAAAGUCUUUGCGCGGUGAAGUAUUCGCCAGCAUCAUUAAGCUCAUGAAGGAAAUCAUUGCAAAACUCGAUGCCUGUGACGCAUUUGAAGAUGAUGCACUCUUAAAGCCGCACAUACUAAUCGUGCUUGAGGCGGCUACACCUUAUGAGCACCAAUCGCUACGCCCAGAUUUAGUGUACGCCCUCAAAAGUCUAUGGGGGGAGAAUCUCAUAAAUGAAAGGGGCUAUGGCAUGGUCGAAGAUGAGGGCCAUGUGGUCGAGUAUGCAGGCAGACACUAUCUCGGCAACCUCGACAGAAUUGGCUCAGAAGGCUACGUUCCAAGUCCUGAGGAUAUAGUCAAGCUACACCAACCGACUCAAGGCAUUACAACGACGCAAUACCCAGUGAAAGAUGGUGAGACCAAGCUUAUGUUCUUUGAAAUUGGACACAUGGUUUCCGAAAGACGAAAGUGGCUCCCUUACAUCGACGACGUACAGGCAAUAGGUUUCAUGGUUCCUUUGUCCAUGUACGGUAGUGGUACGGGUCAGGGAGAGGACGCAGGCUUGAGUUCUGUUCAGCGCGCCUUGGACGAGUACGAUGCCCUCGUUAACUCGCCGCACAAAGGACUCAAUCACAAACCCAUUCUCCUUUUCUUGAAUGGAGUGGACCAGUUCAAACGCAAGCUGCCGUCGAAGUUAAUCAAGGAAGCCUUCCAAGAAUUCGAGGGCCCUGAGUCUUUGAGUGAGGCCGCAAAUUUCAUCCACAACCUCUUCGUCGAGAAGACAGAACAACAGGUCCGGACUGUGUAUUCAAAUUUCACUGCUUCGCUGGACAUUAUGUCAGUGAGAUUCAUUCUUGAAAACGUACAUGAAUGUUUGUUCCAAAGACCACUGCAAGUCUCGAUAUGCUUUUGAGAAUAAAGGGCCACGGGCUCCUAUUGGCUGUGAUUCAGGAAAGUAGGCCCUCGAAGACGUACCCACACAAAUCAUCCACUAAGAGGGUGUCUGGCUUAGUUCCUUCGUUUAACCUGAUCACACUGCCCCCGAGACCAAAUCUACGCACCCUCGGACGGAAGCUAUUUGGAAAAGUCUAUUCGCUUUCUUUCUAUUUCAUGAGCACUUCCACUUGGGGAGGGUUUUAUGUAGUUAAAUCUAUAGACUCUAUAGCGGGCGCGGACGAGAUCAUGCUCGCUGUUAGUUAUGGGACGGGAAGAUAUAUAAGAUACGAUACUCCUCAGAGUCUUCAGGGA